This is a messenger RNA of Moneuplotes crassus, 559 nucleotides long. Lineage: Eukaryota; Ciliophora; Spirotrichea; Euplotida; Euplotidae. The record is from the annotation of a GenBank genome assembly.
UUAUAGAGUACCAAGAUAUGAGUUUGUCUUGAGAUUUCGAAUUUUGAAUUUAACGUUAGUUUAGGAUGAGUCGAGGUGUAUCUUAUAAAAUGUCACAAAGAAGAGAUAAAAAUGUACAGAUUGUGUUUCAAAAAAGAGCGACAAGAAUUAAUAGAGAAGAUGAAAUUGAUCAUGAAGAUGCUUUAUCUACACAUAGAAAUACUCCAACACCUUUGUCAUUAAAAAUCGUUAGAAGGAACUCACCAGCCAAAACACCUGGGCCUUCAACAAGUAGAGAGAACUAUAACUCCCCAGGACUCACAAAAUUCGGAAAACCUCAUUCCAAAUUUCUCCAGAAAUAUUUUGAUUUGAGGGCUCAGACUGUUCAUAAGCUUCGUGAAAGAAAGCCAGUAGACACCAGGAGAAAUUCCCUUACCAACAAGCCCAAAUAAGGGGUGAAAGACUGAUUCCAAAGUAGUCCCUAAGAAUGGCAAGAUAUCAAUUCUAUUAUUUAGAAUUAUUCAGGAAUAAAGAUAAAUAGGGUCAAACCUCCAACUCCUCAGGACUUGCCCAGUGAAGA